AUAUAUAUUCAUAAGUACAUUAAGGAAUAGGUUCAAACAACUGUGAAGAAAUGCGGAAGGAUUAAUUGCGGUGUUCAAUCCAUGUUCAUCGCUUGUCCGUGCUGCAAGAAACAUCGGAAAAGUGUGCAGAAGUGUGACUUGAGAGAGCCCUGAUGGUUAGAGUUCCACGUCUUGACCACCUGGCAAUCCAUCCUACCCCCGAGAUGCGCAUUGCUCCAACCAUCCACGGAAUUCGUGUGCCUCCCCCCUCGACGUUGGGAUUCAUUGACUAUACAGACAUUCCCGGAUUUGGCAUCUUUCUUGAGCUGUCCAUGGAUAUAAGAUCAAAGUUCGUCCGGACGUUCAUGUUGUAGGAAGAUCCAUACGCUAAUGAUAAAUGGCAUCGAAACAUGGGGAUUGCAACUCUAAGAGCAGGCCCGAAUCUUUCGAUGAGAAACGCGGGCGUUUGGCUAACGGCUUGACCAUUCGGGCGGGUUGCGCAGAAGGGAU
Cantharellus anzutake is the source of this 489-nucleotide messenger RNA. RefSeq lists its product as uncharacterized. The record is from RefSeq and is a predicted model, not a curated record. NCBI's taxonomy places the organism in Eukaryota, Fungi, Basidiomycota, Agaricomycetes, Cantharellales, Hydnaceae. The coding region runs from base 153 to 353 and encodes 66 amino acids. The transcript has a single exon.